CGCAACAACGCAUCACACACCAACCGAGCCUGCCUGCCGUCUCUCGUUUCUUUCGCUUUUGCUCUGUCGCUCUUCCCCUUGUCCCACCCCACCAGACACCAGCCAUGUGCGGCGGCGCGAUCCUCUCCGACAUCAUCCCGCCGCCGCGCCGUGUCACGGACGGCCCCCUCUGGCGGAACCAGAAGAAGAAGGGGCCGAGGGGGGAUGCCGCGGUCGCGAGGCGCCGCCGCGCGCCCGAGGAGGAGGAGAGCUACGAGGACUUCGAGGCCGACUUCGAGGGCUUCGAGCAGGGGCUCGGGGAGGCCGAGAUCUGGUCCGAGGACGAGGUCAAGCCCUUCCCCGCCGCCAGGAAACGCGUCGCCGCAGCUGCUGCUGUUGAUGGCUGUGCAUCAGAGUCCGCCAAAAGGAAGAGAAAGACCCAGUUCAGGGGCAUCCGCCGCCGCCCUUGGGGUAAAUGGGCUGCUGAAAUCAGAGACCCUCGCAAGGGAGUCCGUGUCUGGCUUGGCACUUACAACUCUGCCGAGGAAGCUGCCAGAGCCUAUGAUGCUGAAGCAAGAAGGAUCCGUGGCAAGAAGGCAAAGGUCAAUUUCCCAGAUGAGGCUCCUGUGGCUUCUCGACAGCACUGUGCUCAGCCUACUUCUGUGAAAGUGCCUGAAUUUAGCACUGAAGAGAAGCCGAUAGUCAACGCCGUGGCCAACACAAACGCGUAUUCAUAUCCUCUUGUUGACUACACUGUCUGUGAGCCAUUUGUGCAGCCUCAGAACAUGGCAUUUGUGCCUGCAACUAAUGCAGCUGAGGUUCCUUUCAUGAAUCUUUCCUCUGACCAGGGGAGCAACUCCUUUGGCUGCUCAGACUUUAGCUGGGAGAAUAGUACCAAGACCCCUGAUAUCACAUCCGUGCUUGCAUCCAUUCCCACCUCGACCGAGGUUGAUGAAUCUGCAUUCCUUCAGAACAAUGCCAGUGAUGCAUCACUACCUCCUGUGAUGGAUACUGCCAAUGUUGAUCUCGCCGACUUGGAACCAUACAUGAAGUUCCUCAUGGAUGGUGCUUCAGAUGAGUCACUGGACAACAUUCUAAGCUGUGACGGGUCUGAGGACAUGGUCAGCAACAUGGACCUUUGGACUUUCGAUGACAUGCCCAUUUCUGCCGAUUUCUACUGAGCCUCUGAGGUCAAUUGGUGCCUGUACAUAUAGACAAAGGGAAUAAGUAUUCUGGACAUCAAGAAGUGCUUGUGUCAGGCGCCUCUGUUGAGCAGUAGUUAUGUUUGUAUACUUUUAUAUCUAGCUUAAAUGUCAGUUUGAUCGCAAAAGUCUGAAGUGAUAUGUUGCAAUGGAUCUAUGUUCUGUACCCUACUUGAGUAUCUAUCUGUGGAACUAGUAUGAGACUGGAACACUCUAUGUUGUAUUUUUGUUCUACCUUAUUGUAAUUGGCACAAAAGACUGCAAAACUUUGAAUUUGUAGCCAAUUGUGGGUAUCUGAUGCUUUGUUUUGCUAA
Messenger RNA from Lolium rigidum, 1495 nucleotides. Its product is annotated as ethylene-responsive transcription factor 1-like. Gene Ontology annotation, molecular function: DNA binding; DNA-binding transcription factor activity. NCBI's taxonomy places the organism in Eukaryota, Viridiplantae, Streptophyta, Magnoliopsida, Poales, Poaceae. The transcript is spliced from 3 exons. The record is from RefSeq and is a predicted model, not a curated record. Gene Ontology annotation, biological process: regulation of DNA-templated transcription; ethylene-activated signaling pathway. Bases 105 to 1160 code for a protein of 351 amino acids.